CUGACUUUCUUCUGCAGAACACAAAAGAAGAUAUUUUGAAAUAUCACUUCUUGUGUAGAGCUGAAAUGUGUACAUCACAAUGAUGAAAUCAGCUUUGUGAUUAUAAUAUUUAUGAUUCUUAAUGAGCUGACUGGGAAUAAGGUCCACCCUAUAAAAACACAGCAAAAACAGCUGAGAGCUUGGAGGUUUUGUGCACAUCACAUCUUCCCAGUCGACAACAUCGUUCAUGGCCUAAUUGAACCAUCAUGCCGAACUUAACAGAAAACAAUUUUAGCAACGCUGUGGUGUAUAAUGUCAAACUAUUGAUUGUGCAGGUUCUGGUUGGAAUACUUCUGUAUGUAAAUGGACUGAUGAUCUUCACCUUCCUGAAGAAAGAAGUCUUCUGGGUUGAGACGCGGUACAUUCUGUUUGCUCAGACACUUUUCGUUGACUCUACUAAUAUGCUGUUAACUGAUUUAGCCAUGGUGGGGAGUUUUAAUCAAUAUCCUGUACACAUAAUUCCUUGUUGUAUCUUCUGUACACUUAUGUCUUUACUCAGUAUUUGUACUCCUGUGACUCUUGCAGCGAUGUGUUUGGAGCGUUAUGUGGCUAUUUGUAUGCCUCUAAGACACUCCAGCAUUUCUACACCCAAGAACACAUUUAUUGGCCUUCUUGUCUUAUGGACUAUCAGUUUUGUAAUACCGCUGUUUGUUCUAACUGUGUUUCUUGUUUAUACCUACCCUAUUGGUCUGGGCUCAUAUGUUGUGUGCAGUCUGGAGGUGAUGUUACGAGUAAAAUGGCUGGCAGACACGAGGGCCGCGAGUCUACAGAUAUUAUUUAUCAUUUUAUUUUGUCUUGUUGUUUCCACAUACAUUAAAAUUGUGCUUGCAGCUCGAUCGGCCUCCUCCGAUAAAAAGCAGUCAACUAAUAAGAGUCUCAAAACCGUUAUUCUCCACGGCAUUCAGCUUUUUCUGUGUAUGCUGCAGCUUUUAAUGCCUUAUAUAGAAAUGCCUUUAUGGAAAGUAGAUGUUGUGCUGUUUCUGAAUGUAAAAUACUCAAAUUUCGUUCUGUUUAUGAUCUCACCUCGAUGUCUGAGUCCAUUAAUUUAUGGAUUAAGAGACAAAAAGUUCCGUCAGGCUAUGAAACAUUAUGCAUUUUGUGGAGUUUCUUUGGAUGAUAAAAAGUAUAAAAUCAGACAUGUAAAGACAAUCCCUCUAGAGGUGUAGAUUUCUGCAAAGAAAGAAAGAGUUGACAUAUUGUUACUGUAAUACAACAUAUUAAUGUUUAACACACCAUGUCAUAUUAUAAACAUUUGUUGUACUUCAUUGCAAAACAAUACAUUUUGUACAUUUACAGUAUA
Triplophysa rosa is the source of this 1339-nucleotide messenger RNA. Its product is annotated as odorant receptor 131-2-like. Bases 246 to 1205 code for a protein of 319 amino acids. Gene Ontology annotation, cellular component: membrane. Lineage: Eukaryota; Metazoa; Chordata; Actinopteri; Cypriniformes; Nemacheilidae. The record is from RefSeq and is a predicted model, not a curated record. Gene Ontology annotation, molecular function: G protein-coupled receptor activity. Gene Ontology annotation, biological process: G protein-coupled receptor signaling pathway. The transcript has a single exon.